AUGUCAGCCGGCGACAAGAACGGGGGCAGCCGCUCCAGCAGCAGCCGCCUGCAGAGCAGGAAGCCCCCCAACCUCUCCAUCGUCAUCCCCCCCCGGGAGGCGGAGGAGGAUGGCACCCGCAAGCAGCCCUCCAAGGUCCCUAUCUACCGAAAGAGCAAGAGCCUGCAGGAGCCCCGCACGAAGGGAUGCGACAGCUCGGAGCACCAGCCCGGCUUCCGCCGGCAGACUUCCCUGUCCCAGAGCAUCCGCAGGGGCACGGCGCAGUGGUUUGGCGUCAGCAGCGACUGGGAGGGGAAGCGGCAGCAGUGGCAACGCAAGAGCUUGCAGCACUGCAGCAUGAGAUACGGCAAGCUGAAGCCUGCCUACCGCGACAUGGAGCUGCCCAGCCAGGAGGUGCCCUCCUUCCAAGGCACCGAGUCGCCCAAGCCUGCCAAGAUGCCCAAGAUCGUGGACCCGCUGGCCAGGGGCCGUCCCUUCCGCCGUCCCGAAGAGACCGACCGUCCCCACACGCCCCACCACGUCCUGCCCCCGCUCACCCCCGGCGUCGUCUCCUUGGCGUCCUUCAACAGCAUCCGCUCCGGCUACGGCCGCCUGCCGCGCAGGAAGAGGGAGUCCGUCGCCCACAUGAGCUUCAAGGCGGCCGCGGCCCUUCUCCGUGGACGCUCUGUCCUGGAGCCGCUGGCUCCCAAGCAGAGGAGCAAGAGGAGCUUUGUGUACCCCAGCUUCAUGGACGAGGACAUGGUGGAUGCUGCCGAUACCCUGGACUCGUCCUUCUUCAGUAAGAUGGACAUGCACGACGAGACGUACUCCAUGCCCGAUGAUGUCUUUGAGUCGCCGCCUCUAUCGGCCACGUACUUACGCAUGCACCCAGUGGGGGAGGAUGCCAGGGCAUCCCCCGAGGCGGAGCAGCCCACCCCGCGGGAGGGAGUCCGCCUCACUUCGGCCUCCGCCAGCGCCGGCCCGGCUCCCCGGCGAGGCAGGCGCAUUGCUUCCAAAGUGAAGCACUUCGCCUUCGACCGCAAGAAACGCUACUACGGGCUGGGGGUGGUGGGGAAGUGGCUGAACAGGACCUACCGCCGCAGCCUGAGCAGCAUCGUGCAGUCGCAGCUGGAGAUCACCGACAGCCACCGGCCGUAUUUCACAUACUGGAUCACCUUUGUCCACAUCCUCAUCACCUUGCUGGUCAUCGGCACCUACGGCAUCGCCCCCAUCGGCUUCACCCAGCACGUGACGACAGAGUUAGUGCUGAGGAACAAGGGCGUCUACGAGAGCGUCAAGUACAUCCAGCAGGAAAACUUCUGGAUCGGGCCCAGCUCGAUCGACCUGAUCCACCUGGGAGCCAAGUUCUCCCCCUGCAUCCGGAAGGAUCGUCAGGUGGAGCGACUCAUCCAGCGCGAGCGGGACCGGGAGCGUGGCUCCGGCUGCUGCGUCCAGAAUGACAACUCAGGCUGCAUCCAGACCCUGCCGCAGGACUGUUCGGAGACGCUGGCGACGUUCAUCAAGUGGCCGGGCAGCAACGCGCCAACGAUGGGCUCGGGCGAGAAGCGGACGUCGGGGGCUGUGUGUCACCAGGACCCCAGGACGUGCGAGGAGCCGGCGUCCAACCCACCCCACGUGUGGCCGGACGACAUCACCAAGUGGCCGAUCUGCACCUACGAGACCAAAACCAACCACACGGGCUUCGCCCACAUGGACUGCCAGAUCAAGGGCAGGCCCUGCUGCAUCGGCACCAAGGGCAGCUGCGAGAUCACGACGCGGGAGUACUGCGAGUUCAUGCACGGCUACUUCCACGAGGAGGCAACGCUCUGCUCGCAGGUGCACUGCCUGGAUGAGGUCUGCGGCCUCCUGCCCUUCCUCAACCCGGAGGUCCCCGACCAGUUCUACCGCCUGUGGCUGUCCCUGUUCCUGCACGCCGGCAUUAUCCACUGCCUGGUGUCGGUGACUUUCCAGAUGACGGUGCUGAGGGACCUGGAGAAGCUGGCGGGCUGGCAUCGCAUCUCCAUCAUUUUCAUCCUCAGCGGCAUCACGGGCAAUCUGGCCAGUGCCAUCUUCCUGCCGUACAGGGCGGAGGUGGGCCCCGCCGGGUCCCAGUUCGGCUUGCUGGCCUGCCUCUUCGUGGAGCUCUUCCAGAGCUGGCAAGUGCUGGAGAAACCCUGGAAAGCCUUCCUCAACCUCUCUGGCAUCGUCUUCUUCCUCUUUGUCUGCGGCCUCUUGCCGUGGAUCGAUAACAUCGCUCACCUCUUUGGCUUCCUCAGCGGCCUCCUCCUCUCCUUCGCCUUCCUGCCCUACAUCACCUUCGGCACGCUGGACAAGUACCGCAAGCGAGCCAUGAUCAUCGUCUCCCUGCUGGUCUUCGUGGGGCUUUUCGCCUCGCUGGUGGUCUGGCUCUACGUCUACCCCGUGAACUGGCGCUGGGUGGAGUAUCUCACCUGCCUGCCCUUCACCAGCAAGUUCUGCGAGAAGUACGAGCUGGAGCAGGUCCUGCACUGA
This is a messenger RNA of Nipponia nippon (crested ibis), 2490 nucleotides long. The record is from RefSeq and is a predicted model, not a curated record. NCBI's taxonomy places the organism in Eukaryota, Metazoa, Chordata, Aves, Pelecaniformes, Threskiornithidae.